ACAAAACAACAAAAAACUGAAGUUAAAAAAACCUACUAACACGUUGGUUUCAACCUUCUAUACAAGAAAGCCAAAUCAACCGACCAUGAUGAAACACUUGCUAAGCCUCUUCAUAGGAGCUUUGUUACUUGGAAACAUCAAAACAAGUGAAGGGUCUUUGUCUUCUGCACUUGAAACUACUCCAGGAAGCUUACUAUUCGAUCUCUGGAUGGAUCGGUUUCCGGAUCCGUUCAAGAUCUUGGAGAGAAUCCCAUUAGAACUCGAGAGGGACACGAGCGUGGCUCUGUCCCCAGCGAGAGUGGACUGGAAAGAAACAGCAGAAGGGCAUGAGAUAAUGCUCGAUGUUCCUGGUUUGAAGAAGGAUGAAGUGAAGAUAGAAGUGGAGGAGAACAGAGUUUUGUGGGUGAGUGGAGAGAGGAAAAGAGAAGAAGAGAAGAAAGGAGACCAGUGGCAUAGAGUGGAGAGAUCAUAUGGUAAGUUCUGGAGACAGUUCAAGCUACCUGAUAAUGUGGAUAUGGAAUCAGUCAAGGCUAAACUUGAGAACGGUGUGCUCACUAUUAACCUCACUAAGCUAUCCCCUGAUCAGGUUAAGGGUCCAAGAGUUGUUAACAUUGCAGCUGAAGAGGGCCAAACUGCAAAAAUCAGCUCUUCUGAAUCCAAAGAACUGUGAUUGAAUAAACUAUAUACAGUACUACUUUCUGAGUGUGAAGAAGAGUUAUAAUUCCAAGAGUUUUGAGUUUCAUAUUGUGUAAGCUAAAAGUGGAGUGUUAUGUUAUGUAACCUAUCUACCAAAAUACCUGUAACCUUUCUAUAUGUAAUAAAUUUUUCAAGUCUC
Camelina sativa (false flax) is the source of this 835-nucleotide messenger RNA. The record is from RefSeq and is a predicted model, not a curated record. NCBI's taxonomy places the organism in Eukaryota, Viridiplantae, Streptophyta, Magnoliopsida, Brassicales, Brassicaceae.